AUGGAACAUCGUAUACGAUCACCGGGAGCAAAAUUGAAAAGGCAAGGUCUGACUAGGAAAAAAAUGUGCGACCCCGAACGUCAAGCCGGUUCUUCAGGAAUUGUUUACCAUCCACGUUUCACCAAUGAAGAUCCAAGUAGUGCCUCCCAUCUACGGUUCCAAGCGCUAGAUGCACGAGCGAAAUCGACCCAUUUAUCAGGGUUAUAUAUCCCAAAUAGCAACGGUUACGAUUUUCCACUCUCAUCCCUGCGGUCCCCUACAGGACAAGCUUCUAGUGCCUCGUUGGAUAGCGUUUUCUCUCCCGGAUCCUCGCCCCUAGGACAGUACAGCUAUACGCCCUGCGGACCCCCCUGGACCCACCACGAAGAAGAGGCAAGACGAAGAGGGAACACACGGUGCCUCGUCAACCGGAAUGUCGUCGUUGAAAGAUCGGUUCAUGGUACAAGUUCGCCUACGUUGUCUGGAGCUAGCCUGAGCCCUCUAGCGGACAAAAAGUCGACAGAGUUUACACUCCUACGCUACACAGCGGCGACGUGCGACCCGGACGACUUCACCUUUCGCAAUGGCUAUACACUCCGGAGCCAGAUGCUGAAUCGAUCCACCGAGAUUCUCAUCGCCAUCACCGCCUUCAAUGAAAAUGCAUCAAUGUAUGCGCGGACCCUGAGUGGUGUCUUCGCGAAUAUCCAGGACAUAUGCACCAAGCAGCCUUCGAAGUACUGGCAACAUUGUGCUGAGAUGGAUGCACCUUCGUGGCAGCGUAUUACCGUCACAUUAGUCGUCGAUGGCAUCGACGAGAUGCAUGACGGUGCGCUGAACUUCCUAACGGAGAUUGGCGUCUGCCAGACAAGCAUCAUGAGGAAGCAGAUAGAUGGAAGAGGUACGACAGCUCAUAUCUUCGAGUCUGUGAUUUCAGCCAGUCGACUUGAGAAAGCAUCUGACCCCACUGGUGACCGUCCAAACGGUGUUCCCGUCCAGUUCAUCCUGAUAAUCAAGGCGAAGAACGAAAAGAAGAUUAAUUCUCAUCGCUGGGUCUUCAACGCCCUUGGAAGGAUGCUCAGUCCUGAUAUCUGCGUCUUCCUCGAUGCUGGCACGAAACCUGAUGCAAAGGCUAUUUACCGCCUUUGGGAGGCAUAUCACAAUGAUCCACAUAUCGGUGGCGCCUGUGGAGAGCUACAUACCAUGACAGGCAAAAUGUUACUCAACCCUCUUGUUGCUGCUCAACACUUCGAAUACAAGAACUCCAGUAUCUUUGAUAGACCUCUUGAGAGUGUUUUCGGUCAUGUAGCCGUUUUGCCUGGGGCCUUCAGUUCGUACAGAUACAAGGCAGUUCUCGGGAAACCCUUGGAGCAAUACUUCAAAGGCGACUAUUCUUUGGCCAACCGACUCGGAACCGACGGAAUGCGGGGUAUGGGGAUCUUUCAGAAGAACAUGUAUUUAGCCGAGGAUCGCCUUCUCUCGUUCGAGGUUGUGGCCAAAGCAGGCGAGAGAUGGGUAACGGCGUACGUCAGGGCAAGCAAGGCGGAGACAGACGUCCCGGAAACGUCUGCGGAACUCCUCGGACAGCGUCGACGGUGGCUGAAUGGUUCUUUCGCCACCCACAUCUAUGCUCUAGCCAAUUUCAGAAGGCUGUACCGAACUGCUCAUGGUCCUGGACAACUGAUGCUGUAUCACGCUCAAGCUAUCUACAACAUUGUAUCGAUGGCGUUCUCUUGGUUCGCCUUGGCAAAUGUCUGGAUUGCUUACAGUAUUCUGCUGGAUUCUCUAUCGGGUUAUGCGUCGACAUAUGUGGCUUCCUAUAUUGACGGAUUGAACCACAUGAUUAAACAUGUCUACGUUGCAUGCCUCAUUAUGCAGUUUCUACUUGCAUUUGGGAAUCGGCCAAAGACUGAGCGAAUAGCGUAUGACGGCACUCUAUGGUUCUUUGCAUUUCUUACUAUUUAUUUAAUGGUUGCCCCUCCAUUCUUGUCCUGGCUGUCUUCAAGCGUAGCCACUGCUGUGGAUCGCGCGCAAUCAAAGUCCGCUCUCGCUGCAAUCCUCGGACCCUUGACCUCAACUUCCGGAAUGUGUAUCAUAGCGUCUUUGCUCUACGCCGACCCGCUAUACCUGAUCCAUUCGUCAUUCCAAUACGUGUGUAUGGGCCCUAGCCUGAUCAAUGUAUUGACAGUCUACGCAUAUUGCAAUGUGCACGACGUGUCUUGGGGUACCAAAGGUUGCGAUAAAAUGGAGAUUUUGACGCCUGUCACCACAACCGCCUUCAGUCUUCCAACGAAACUUUUGAAGGGACUGAAGCGCGACCACGAAGACGUGAAUGCCCAAAGGAAGGAAGCGGUCGAAGAUUCUUACAAAAGUUUUAGGACGCGAAUGGUGGCCUUAUGGCUCUUGUCCAACGCUAUACUUGCCAUGGCCGUCGAAAAUCUUGGAGGGUGGGCCAACCUCAAUAAUCCUUUGAUUACCGAGGAGCAGAUACAACUAUCCCGCACUAGGCAAGCUGCAGGACGGAGGUCGUAUCUCGCUCGUCUUGGCCAGCUGGGAUAUUGGCUCAUCCUUUUACGCUUUGUCGGGACGGUGAUUUACUGGGGGCGGAGCAGUAUAUUGCGUUGGUGUAGACGGCGUUCAUGA
Messenger RNA from Cyclocybe aegerita, 2619 nucleotides. The record is from the annotation of a GenBank genome assembly. Lineage: Eukaryota; Fungi; Basidiomycota; Agaricomycetes; Agaricales; Hemipholiotaceae.